UUGGCGCCAAAAUAUCAUACUCUGAUGUGGGCCUUUUUUAGCACGCGAGAUAUAUUAUAUAUAUAUAGUCAUGCUUUGCAUGCACAAUAUGCAGAUUCCUGAUUAAAUUUUUUUAAAUCUAUCUGAAUUUACGUGUUAGUAUUCGAACGUAAAGUUAUAAAAUUUCUUGCGUAGCAAACUUAUUGUUUGUAUACCGGCUUUAAAAGUCGAUCGUGUUCAAGAAAUUUUUUAUUAGUAGCAAUGGUCGGCUUUUUAGAUUCAGAUUAUGUCGGGGAAGCCGGUCUUAGCAACCUGAAACUAUACAAAUAUUCUGCAGUAGAUAAGUCACCAAUUGCAAACCAUGUACUAAAACCAUAUUGGAAUUGGGCAGUUACGCUUUUCCCCCUAUGGAUGGCGCCAAAUUUGAUUACAUUAUGUGGUUUAGGUUUUAUUUUAUUAAACGUAUUGAGUGUAAUAAUUUGGAUUCCAGAUCUCGUAGGCCCUGGUCCACGUUGGCUGUAUUUGAGCUUUCCACUCGGGAUAUGGCUUUAUUCAACAUUUGAUAAUGUUGACGGUAAACAAGCACGCAGAACAGGAAGUUCGUCACCUCUCGGAGAACUUUUUGAUCACGGCUGCGAUGCUUUGAAUUGUUCCUUUGGUCCAUUAGUUUUUUCAGCUGCAUUAGGGUUGGGACACAGUUAUCGCUCUGCAGCUUUUUUCCUUUUAUCAGUUAUUCCUUUUUUUUUCUCUACUUGGGAAACAUAUCAUACCGGUGUUUUAUACUUAGGAUAUAUUAACGGUCCUACCGAAGGACUAAUAGUGGCUUGUCUUUUACAACUUUUAUCAGCCAUUGCAGGGCCAGAAUGGUGGACACAAGAUUUACGAGAUCUAUUUGAAGACUCAGUGCCAUCGUUUAUUCCAAAAGGAUGUACUUCUGCAGAUGUAUUACUAGUUGCAAUGGCUUUUUCAGUGUGUACGUUACAUAUUCCUGCAAGCUUUUAUAACGUGUACGAGGCUCGUAAACGAAGAGAAGAAUCUUAUCUUUCGGCAUUAUCUCAACUUUUUUCAAUAGCUAUAUAUACACUCUGUGCAUAUUUUUGGCUUGUAUCUCCUCAUUCAUUUAUUUUAAGAGAUCAACACUUUAUCCUAUUCGAAUUAACGCUCGGUAUCGUAUUUGGACGUGUCGCUACUAAAAUUAUAUUGGCACAUGUAACCAAAAUGAAAUUCCCGAUGUAUACAGUAUUGUUAAUUCCUUUGUUUGGGGGCGCGGUAUUAACAAAUAUUCCCGUUUUAUUUAACACUGGUGAAAUUUUGUCACGCAAAGGCGAGUACUAUUAUCUGUGGGCUUACUCUAUUUUUGCCACAGUUGCCUACUUCCACUGGGCCAUUUUAGUUAUAAAAAGAUUUUGUUCGUAUUUAAAAAUUAAAUGUUUCAGUAUUCCAUAUGGAAAACAAGGUCCGAAAAAAAUUACAUGAAGAUGAACGUGUUGAAGAUGAACGUGUUGAGGAACAGGAAGAGGAGCGGGAAGAACUUCUAUCAUAAGAUAACUUUUUUCUGAUAUGUGUCAGAUUAAUCUUGUUAUGUAAUUCUUUUUUAUUACAUUUGUAGGCCUUACUUGUUUCUUAUUAAUCAUAGAUUUUUUCAGUUUAAUGGAAUUAUUUAUUACAUAUUAGAAAAGUGAAAUCUUUGCAUAUUUUGUUUGGCUUAUUAAAUGAAAAAAAUAAUAUUAGUGAGGGUUAUGCAAACUUCAUGAUGUGAUAUGCAUAGGUUGUAUUAUUUGUGAUAUAUAAUGGCUAAUUAAAGAUUUUAGCACAUAGUUUAGUAAUUUUUAGUUUUCUGAUUAUUGAAGUUAAUAAAUAUACAAUUAUUAAAUUCAGUUUGAAAUUUUCA
Molecule: messenger RNA, 1870 nt
Organism: Rhizophagus irregularis DAOM 181602=DAOM 197198
Lineage: Eukaryota; Fungi; Glomeromycota; Glomeromycetes; Glomerales; Glomeraceae
Biological process (GO): phospholipid biosynthetic process
Cellular component (GO): membrane
Molecular function (GO): phosphotransferase activity, for other substituted phosphate groups
Source: RefSeq, a predicted model, not a curated record